AUGGACUGUUCAAGGUAUCUAGAUAAAUGGCAUGUUUUGACAGCAUGUAAAAGGAACACUGAAAGUAAGCUUCUUCAUACAGGGGACAGUGCUGAGAUGGGCCUCCGACGAGGGACGACGCAAAAGGACCAAGGCCAGCCAACACAAGAAGGGGACUCCUUUGCCGAACUAUGUCCGGCUUUCAACAUUGGUGAAAGCGGAGUCUCGUGUGCAAGGGAUCUGCAUCCAAUCAUUGAAGUGUCAGAUUCAAGUUUUAACACGUGUACUCGUUCUCUUUUAAUGGAGAUUGUGACAUCUCUUGAGCUCUUUUCUUUCUAUCUUAGAGAUGCUAUGUACAGGGUUAGACUGGUCUCGUUCUGCAGACAAAGAGUACAUGAUCUACAGCCAAUCCCAAACAUGAGGCUAGAAGGAGAAUGGUUAGCAAGACUCAAUCUUACUGUGAGGUAUAACUCCAUUGUCAUGGAGGAGUGCUCAGAGCAAGAACCAACCAUGGAGAAAAUGGAGGUCGUCCCGAUGCUGUUUCUUCUGAUUUUCUCCUCGGUGUUGUGUUGCUCUGGAUAUCGCUUCCAACUCGAGGAGGGCGAAACUGGACGGUUUAUCUACGAAAUAUCUAGCGGACACCAUCAAUAUUGCACGGUAUGUAAAACAGGGAAUAAUGAUGAACAGAACAGGAGGACGCAACAAAGAGAAUGUAUUGAUAAUAACAUUAAACGAGAAAUGCCAAACAAUGAAUCCAAGCCUAUAUGUAAGGAGAGAGAUACCGAUGGGAGGAUUCUAAGUUGUGGUCCUUUACCAGCCAUAGACGGUUUGUCUUGGAAAACAAGAUCCGGGAGACCCAUCCGAAACAUGAGCACCGUGUACGAAGAGUAUUUCCCGGAAUGUCCUCGGAUGAAUAUACUGGAAAGUAAUUUCAGCAGUAUCCGGUGUGGGGAAAAGCUAACGUGGAACGUAAAUCCGACAGAAUUCCGAUGUCUUAAAGGUUGUGGGCCACUUCCAGAUCGUUUUGAGUGGAGGAUGGGGAAUGGGAGUAAGGCUGGAAAUGAAAGUUUGGCGGGAUAUACGUACAUCGGCUUGUGUCGUCUGGAAUUCAAAACACCAAUAAUAGCACACUGUGGCAGGGACUCCAUCUGGCACGACGACCCAUCCCAAGUUAUUUGUCCAUCAGAGAAAUGUGAUGAGUGGUACUGCAGUAUGGAAAUUCAAAUUGUUUUCGCUCUGGUAAUGUUGCUGAUACCCGUCGUUAUUGCCUCCUUGUAUUGUGUACGCGUCAGUAAGAAAUAUGCAAAACGUUCACUAAUUCGAAAACAUGGAGUAAAAAAAAAAAUUUUAGCAGACAAGUGGGAACCUGAUAUACCCACAUCUGAUACCGAGAGUUGUAAUGAGACUACAGAUACUGAAUCUACAAAUCAAUCCACCGAGGAAAGUAGAAAACCCAUGGAACACAUGGAGAUUCCUUUCUGCAAGCAAGAUGAAAAUAUAAAGGUAUUUCAGACAUUACGGACUGGGGUGAACCAAGAGGGAAUAUUGGAAUUUACUGUUCAGAGAGGGGAACUUGUUUACAUUGCAACGAAAGAGAUCAUGUUAAACUCAAACAGCUUUCAAAUAAGGCGUAAAGACGAAGUCCACUAUCGAGGAGCAGCUAUAUAUCAAUUCCUACACUGCAUAAAGGAAAUAGAACUUUCGGAUGCUGGUUUAUAUUACUGGACCACCACCGAAAGCUGGCCAAAGAGAAAUGCAUUUUUGUUGAGGGUGGAAGAUCGGGGACAACCUGAUGGUCUUGAGUCCAUUAAUUCCAGUUUCCACUUGAGUUGCGAUGUGCAACAGGACGUUCUUGAUUAUUUUUCUUCCAUUUCGAACAUGUGUUUGGCUUCCCCACCUUCAUCAUUAUCCACGACUAAAGAUGAACUAGAAUGUAAGCUGAAGAUAGAUGCAAUCUUUAGGGAUAUGGAAGAUCUCCGGAAACAGCUUUGUUAUUGUCUUGAUAGUUCGACUUCCUUUCAGUUGCGAGGAUGCUGGCGCGUAAUUGCCAAAACUUUCCUUAACCGAACAGAUGCAUAUAUUUCAAGUGUGGAGUGGCACAGAAAAGGGGACCCUGAUAACGGUCCAUCAAAUCUAAUUUUAAAUGAUUUAUGCAGGGCCAACCAGAACCUUUCUAUCGGCCAACUUGUAGCAAAUUUACCUCCAAAUUUAGAUUUACUGAACACCAUUUUAAGGUUUCAUGAUGAUUGUUAUUUUUGCAAUCGUCUUUUGUACGAAACCCAACAAACAGAACCAAAAGUAUUUUGAAGUGCGUGAAAAUAAAAUUAAAGGUGGAUUCAAACACUUUUAAUAGAUACACUGUGUAUUUUGAAAAAUGAAAAAAAGUGCUGAUGGGCUGUUCAAGGUAUCUAGAUAAAUGGCAUGUUUUGACAGCAUGUAAAUGGAACACUGAAGAUUGCAGGUCUGUAGUAAGCUUCUUUAUACAGGGGGCAGUGCUGAGAUGCUAAACCAUGUAGGAGGGGGGAGGCAUUGUACCAGAAUGAUAAUAGACAAACUAAAAAAAAAAUCAUAGAAUGUAGACAUUCCUGAAAUCCUGUGUGGGAAGGGAGUGGGAUGGGGCUUGAAAGAUAUCUCAAAGGUAAAGUGGAUCUCUCAGCAUCUGUCAUUAUGUUGCCAAAAUUUUUGGGAAGGACUGUCAUGUCUCUCUCCCAACAACAUUGAUCACUUGCUAGGAGAGUUUAUUCAAAUCAAAAAAGAUCGGCAAGAGCCAGGAUAAUGAGAAUUUAACUAAGAUUUGCACUCAGCACUAUAUUUUUGACGUUUUUUUUUUUAAAUUAAAGUUGUUUUUUUUUUUUUACAAAUAUUUUUAAAUUGUAAAUAAUGAGGGAAGGAAAUAAGCGUAUUUUUCCUGUAACAUAUAUUAACAUUGCAGUAGAAAUGAAUGCAUAUAAAAGGAAGCAAAUAACUUGUUAAAGCUAAAACGCUGGUGAUAUCUUCAGUUUGUGCAACUUUUUGCAUUCUGACGAUGGGAAGUUUGUCACGUAUUUUGAGGGAAACUCUAGUCGUAAAAAAGAUAUGUAGACCCCUUAUUUAAACAUUACCAAGGAAAACAGCACUGCCCUUAAUCACUAUAGACGAUGUCUUUUACAAUUGUUCGUUUAUACCGGCUAAUUUAAUUACUAGUAAAUAUUUUCAUAAUUAUUUUAU
Molecule: messenger RNA, 3186 nt
Organism: Saccostrea echinata
Lineage: Eukaryota; Metazoa; Mollusca; Bivalvia; Ostreida; Ostreidae
Exons: 19
Coding region: 1-2286 (761 amino acids)
Source: RefSeq, a predicted model, not a curated record